This is a messenger RNA of Tachysurus vachellii, 1076 nucleotides long. RefSeq names its product NFKB inhibitor interacting Ras-like 2 (gene nkiras2). Bases 123 to 701 code for a protein of 192 amino acids. The record is from RefSeq and is a predicted model, not a curated record. The transcript has 4 exons. Gene Ontology annotation, molecular function: GTP binding; GTPase activity. NCBI's taxonomy places the organism in Eukaryota, Metazoa, Chordata, Actinopteri, Siluriformes, Bagridae. Gene Ontology annotation, biological process: canonical NF-kappaB signal transduction.
UUUCAACGCAGACCUGGCAACCCUAUGUGCGGGUGUAAACAGGAAGUGCUGUUGCUGAGUACAGCACGGAAGCUUCAUUACCUUUUCGCCUUGUCAAUGAGGUGAAUGUGUACAGAGUGAUCAUGGGAAAGAGCUGUAAGGUGGUGGUGUGUGGCCAGGCAUCUGUCGGAAAGACGGCCAUCCUUGAACAGUUACUGUACGGAAAUCAUGUUGCCGGUUCUGAGGCCAUGGAGACGCUGGAGGAUAUUUACAUAGGCUCGGUGGAGACAGACCGAGGCACACGGGAGCAGGUGCGUUUCUACGACACGCGGGGUUUGCGUGAUGGUGUCGAGUUCCCACGCCAUUACUUUGGGUUUGCUGACGGCUUUGUGCUGGUCUACAGCAUCGACAGCAAAGAGUCCUUUAAGCGAAUGGAGGCUCUGAAGAAAGACAUCGACCGCUGCCGUGACAAGAAAGAGGUGACGAUCGUGGUUUUGGGGAAUAAGCUGGACAUGGCCGAGCAGAGGAGAGUGGAAAGUGAGGCGGCUCAGCAGUGGGCUCGACAGGAGAAAGUCCGGCUCUGGGAGGUUUCGGUGACCGACAGGCGCUCUCUUAUUGAGCCCUUUGUCCACCUUGCUAGCAAGAUGACCCAACCGCAGAGCAAGUCCACCUUCCCUCUGAGCCGCAACAAGAACAAGAGCAGCGGCUCUCAGGACAGCUAGACGAGCAGGAAGGGAACGAAAAAGUGCACAGAAGGAGCAGAUAUGCCAGAGAGGAACAUGAAGACGUGACUGCUGUUUUCACAAAUACCUUUGGUAUGAAAGACUGAAUCCUAGCUUUGAUUAAUAAGGGUUUAUUUUAUGCAUAUUAUUGUUCUUAUUUUAAUGAAGGACAGGAAUGUUAAGGCUUCAUUUAUCAUCCUCCAUAAAACACACACAUGUGAACCGAAGCAGAAAUGAUCGGUUGAUGUUACUGACUCCACAAUCAUGUUACAGCUCAGGCUGGGGUUUCUUGACAUUCAGUCAGCUUAAAUAUAUACUGUUUAUAUUUCCUCUGCUUGUGUCCUUAUACAUGGCAUUAAAUGUUUUAUGAAGGUA